Messenger RNA from Colletotrichum higginsianum IMI 349063, 1260 nucleotides. Its product is annotated as 60s ribosomal protein. The coding region runs from base 1 to 1260 and encodes 419 amino acids. NCBI's taxonomy places the organism in Eukaryota, Fungi, Ascomycota, Sordariomycetes, Glomerellales, Glomerellaceae. The transcript has a single exon. The record is from RefSeq and is a predicted model, not a curated record.
AUGCACCAGCAGGCUCUGCGAUCGGCUGGCAGCCGUAUAAAGCCAGACGUUGUCGCCAUCAAGACGUGCAUCCGAAACUUUUCCACCACGCAAUUGCGCGCCGCGAAUGAGCCUUCCUCCGACAACAAGAACAAUGGGACCGCUGCCCGUUCCCCGCGAGCCCCCUUAUCGACCGGACGAGAACGAUCCCGCGCCGCGGCCAGCGAGAUCGGUCAGCUUCUGAGAGGCGGGCCUAGGGCAGGCGGAGCAAACAACGCCGGCGUCGGUGCAACUGCUGCGAAGCCCAACCUCAUCGACAUCAAGACCCUGCCUAACCGCGAAGGCUCCGGCGGAACCAACUUUGUGAAGCUGCCUCAGGGCUUCGGGCGCGGCGGUCGCGGGGCCUUCGCCGGUGGCCGUGGACGCGAUCUUCCCUCCGGGUUCUCUGCCGGAGGAACUGGCCGGGGCGGGUUUACCGGCGGGCGUGGACGAGGCGGUUUCGGGGCACGCGGGGGAGGCCGUGGAGGAGGUCGUGGAGGAGGCCGCGGAGGACGUAGUGGUCGGGGAGGACGCGGGGGCCGCGGGGGCCGCCGCGGGAGGGACGGCGAGGAUGGCGCCACGGAAGGGGCUAGGGGCCACGAUUUGGGCAAGGAGUUGGAGAGCUUCUUCCGCCCCGAGACGGCCGAGGAGCACGCCUUCAUCCGAGCGCGCGAGCAGGGGUUCUUGCCCGAGGCGUUCAACCCCUCCGUCAGCGUCGAAGAACUGCUAGGGUUCGCGCCCUCUAUGCCGAUUUCCAGCUCAGCUUCGGGCGUCGCCGCACCCAGCGCCGUCAUGGACACCCUCCGCGAGGUUGGGGGCGGGAAGCACUACGCCCCCGAUUACUGGUCCGACACGCAACACACGGCGACGGAGCUCGUGUUCCGCGGCCAGGGAACUUACUUCUUCAGCGACCUCGCCGAGAAGGAAAACUUCGUCAGGGACGUGCGCACGACGCCCGAGGACACGGCGAGCGCGGAAGUCAAGGCGUUGAAGGCGGUGAAGCUCGAGGAAGGCGCGGGCGCGGCCGUUAGGGAGUACAUCAUCGAACGCAUCGUCAAGGGACAGCACACGCCUGCCAAGUUUGUGGAGCAGGCCGGCCGGGACCCGAUCAGCAGGGCGAGGGAGUCGCAUCUUCUCAACGCGACGUACCGUGCGAGCGACGGGCGGAAGUUUGACGACAAGAUUGCGUCGCUGGUGGCCAGGAAGAAUCCUGCCGCCGGAAGCAAGACCGCGACGGCUUAA